Messenger RNA from Fusarium coffeatum, 501 nucleotides. RefSeq lists its product as uncharacterized. The transcript is spliced from 2 exons. Gene Ontology annotation, cellular component: endoplasmic reticulum; cytosol. The record is from RefSeq and is a predicted model, not a curated record. The coding region runs from base 1 to 501 and encodes 166 amino acids. Lineage: Eukaryota; Fungi; Ascomycota; Sordariomycetes; Hypocreales; Nectriaceae.
AUGGCGCAAUCAACCGCCCAUCGCCGUCUCCUCCAAGAGUACCGCGCCCUCACCAACAAUCCCCCAGAGGGCAUCACCGCAGGCCCCAUCACAGAAGACGACCUCCUGCACUGGGAAUGUCUUAUCCAAGGACCAGAAGGCACACCAUUCGAAGGCGGUGUCUUUCCCGCUGAGCUCAAGUUUCCAAAGGACUAUCCUCUUGCCCCGCCAUCUAUGCGCUUCCUCGCCGACGUGUGGCAUCCAAACGUGUACCCUAGCGGUCUGGUCUGCAUUUCGAUCCUGCAUCCUCCCGGCGACGAUCCUAACCACUACGAACAUGCUUCUGAGCGAUGGUCACCUAUUCAGUCUGUUGAAAAGAUCCUCAUAUCUGUCAUGAGCAUGCUUGCCGAGCCCAACGAUGAAUCUCCCGCGAAUGUCGAAGCCGCUAAGAUGUGGCGCGAACGACGCACCGAAUACGAGAAUAAAGUCCGUGAGGGUGUUAGGAGAAUGCUGGGUCUAUAA